UACAGGAGAUGACCAGAGACUGCGGACAUAGUACAGGAGAUGACCAGAGACUGCGGACACAGUACAGGGGAUGGCCAGAGACUGCGGACACAGUACAGGGGAUGACCAGAGACUGCGGACACAGUACAGGAGAUGACCAGAGACUGCGGACACAGUACAGGAGAUGACCAGAGACUGCGGACAUAGUACAGGAGAUGGCCAGAGGCUGCGGACACAGUACAGGAGAGGACCAGAGACUGAGGACACACAGAGAUGACCAGAGACUGCGGACACAGUACAGGAGAUGACCAGAGACUGCUGACACAGUACAGAUGACCAGAGACUGCGAUGACCAUUCA
Staurois parvus is the source of this 338-nucleotide messenger RNA. The record is from the annotation of a GenBank genome assembly. Lineage: Eukaryota; Metazoa; Chordata; Amphibia; Anura; Ranidae.